Medicago truncatula (barrel medic) is the source of this 1103-nucleotide messenger RNA. Its product is annotated as trafficking protein particle complex subunit 6B. Bases 205 to 735 code for a protein of 176 amino acids. Gene Ontology annotation, biological process: endoplasmic reticulum to Golgi vesicle-mediated transport; regulation of GTPase activity. NCBI's taxonomy places the organism in Eukaryota, Viridiplantae, Streptophyta, Magnoliopsida, Fabales, Fabaceae. Gene Ontology annotation, cellular component: trans-Golgi network; TRAPP complex; cis-Golgi network. The transcript is spliced from 4 exons. The record is from RefSeq and is a predicted model, not a curated record.
UGGCUUUUUUUUUCUUUGACAAAAGAAAUGAAGGUGCAUUAGUAAAAAAGGGGUGGUAAUAGAAAUUCCUUAUAUGGAUCUGGAAGAGGCAAAGGAAACACGAUGAUGAGUAGCGAGUUGUAGUGAGAUUCAGAAUCAGAGUUCAAAAAACAAUUUGAUUCAAUUUCUUCUUCCAUUUUCUUCAUAGUUUCGGAGAGAGUGAAAAUGGUGAGGGAAGUUUCAGAGAGUUGCGUUGAUAGCUUGAUGACGGAGAUGGUUGCUUGUUAUUGCAAUCGAUUCUAUGCCAAUAAACCUGAACUUGCUGCUCGCAGGAUCGAAGCCAUUGGUUAUCAGGUCGGUCAACAGCUCUCUGAAAGAUAUACAAUGGAGCGGCCGCGGUUUGGUGAUCAUUUGGAGGCAAUCAAGUUCAUUUGCAAGGAUUUUUGGUCUGAGGUGUUUAAGAAGCAGAUAGACAACUUGAAAACUAACCAUAGGGGUACAUUUGUGUUGCAAGAUAAUAAAUUUCCGUGGCUUGCACGAAUGUCGGUUGAUCCAUCCACUGAUAAUGUUAGUUCAGUUGAGGAUUAUUCUGCACCUACGGCUGAAAGUAAGGCAGCACAGGCGAUGAGCAUGCAUCUUUAUUUCCCAUGCGGGAUCAUUAGAGGAGCUCUUUCCAACUUGGGAAUUCCCUGUGCAGUGUCUGCAGACAUAUCGAGCCUUCCAGCAUGUUCAUUUGUUGUCCGUAUUAAAGCUUGAUAAGUUCAUUUGUAUUACUGAUGUGAGGGGAAUCAUCAACAUUGUUCUCAACGAUCAUUUGAUGUCUGGGACUGUGCUCUUUUGUCCCAAAUUUGCUGGAGUGGGGAAUGUUUGUUUAUCAUAUUUUAAACUAUCAAAUACUAUUGACUUGGUUGUAUAGAAAGAGGUCCAAAUGAAGUGUUUUGAUAAAUUAGGACUUGGUUCUUUUGGCUGCAGAUUUCAUGGAGAUUACGAUAAUUGGUCUGUUGCUCACAUACUAUGGUGCACUGUUGAAAGACAAUGGGAAUUUCAGUCAUUGUAAUGUUAUAUCCCUCUUGUAUGGAACGAAUGCUGCAAUUUGAAAACUUUUUGUUACUUGUUUCUUUAUA